Molecule: messenger RNA, 1728 nt
Organism: Ananas comosus (pineapple)
Lineage: Eukaryota; Viridiplantae; Streptophyta; Magnoliopsida; Poales; Bromeliaceae
Product: 1-acyl-sn-glycerol-3-phosphate acyltransferase PLS1
Exons: 11
Coding region: 294-1418 (374 amino acids)
Cellular component (GO): endomembrane system
Molecular function (GO): 1-acylglycerol-3-phosphate O-acyltransferase activity
Source: RefSeq, a predicted model, not a curated record
GAGAGAGAGAGAGAGAGAGUGUUUGUGUGAGAGGCUCGCCUACUUUGCCGUUGCUUCGUAAAUCUCUUUACCCGAAAAGGGCAAUUUUAUUUUUAAGCUCUAUUUAUUUUAUUUAUUUAUAUUUAUUUAAAGCGAACGAAAAAGACUCCCUGAAGAAAAAGACUCCCUGAAGAAACUCGAACGAACGACCUCGUCGGAAAAAAAAAAAGAAAAAAGAAAAAUUUUUUUUAUCUCGUUUUUCGUUUUAGUAUUUUUGGGGUGUAAAAAAAAAAAGGAGAACAGGGUGUAGAUUCAUGGCGAUCGCGCUGGCGCUCGUGGUGGUUCCUCUCGGCCUCCUCUUUCUCCUCUCGGGGCUCAUCGUUAAUCUCAUCCAGGCCAUAUUUUUUGCUUUGAUUAGGCCUUUCUCAAAAAGUCUAUACAGGAGGAUCAACAAAUUUUUGGCCGAGUUGUUGUGGCUUCAGCUUGUGUGGCUUGUUGAUUGGUGGGCAGGUGUUAAGGUCCAAUUGUAUGCAGAUUCUGAAACUUUCCAGUCAAUGGGUAAAGAGCAUGCACUUCUCAUUUCUAACCACAGAAGUGAUAUUGAUUGGCUUGUUGGAUGGAUCUUAGCUGAGCGUUCAGGCUGCCUCGGCAGCACGUUAGCUGUCAUGAAGAAAUCGUCAAAGUUCCUUCCAGUUAUAGGCUGGUCCAUGUGGUUUACCGAGUAUCUCUUUUUAGAGCGAAGCUGGGCAAAAGAUGAAAACACACUGAAGUUGGGUCUGCAACGGUUGAACGAUUUCCCCAUACCAUUUUGGCUUGCUCUUUUUGUUGAGGGAACUCGCUUUACACCAGCAAAACUUUUGGCAGCUCAAGAAUAUGCUGCUUCACAGGGAUUACCGAUCCCUAGAAAUGUGCUGAUUCCUCGUACUAAGGGAUUUGUUUCAGCUGUAAGCAUUAUGCGUUCUUUUGUCCCAGCUAUAUAUGAUGUAACUGUAGCUAUUCCCAAAGAUCAACGUCCACCUACAAUGCUUGGGAUUUUGAAAAGGCAAUCUUCAGUGGUACAUGUCCACAUCAAACGACACGCAAUGAGCGAUCUGCCAAAGACUGAUGAUGCAGUUUCGCAGUGGUGUAAGGACAUAUUUGUGGCGAAGGAUGCCCUACUGGAUAAGCAUAUAGCGGAGGAUACUUUUGGUGCUGAGCUUAGACCAAUUGGUCGGCCCAUGAAGUCCUUACUGGUGGUCCUGUUCUGGUCGUCUCUGCUAUCAUAUGCUGCGUACAGAUUCUUCGUUUGGACUGCACUCUUGUCCACAUGGAAAGGAGUUGCAUUCUCGACGGCUGGGCUAUUACUGGUAACCGUACUUAUGCAAGUUUUUAUCCGGUUUUCCCAGUCCGAGCGCUCGAGCUCUGCCAAAGCAGCACGGAACCGAGUGAAGAAAGAAUAGAGUACUAAAACAUAUUAGAGGAAUUGCAAGUUUGGUGUAACCUAAAUUAUUGCUGGCAGAAUUAGGGCAGAACUUGAUAAGCUAUUUAUUAUCCACAUCAUUUUGUUAUACAAAUAGGUUUCAUUGUGAUUUGGGGUGUAGGAACUCGUGGAAGGCCCCUCCUUUUGUAUGUCCUAUAUUUAGCUUUGGGAAGUGUUUUACGGCCGCAGGUGUUUUCUAAGUUUGGCAUUAAACUUUUCACUGUAGCAGGACAAAGAUUUAAAUGUAUCAAUUCAUUAAACUUCUCUGAAUGUGAAGAUGGUUUGCUUCU